AUGUAUUAUUUAGCUACUAAUAAGCUUAUCUAUCUAUCUAUCUAUCUAUCUAUCUAUCUAUCUAUCUAUCUAUCCCCCUCUCUCUUCUGGCGGUUAUUUAGCAGGAGUGAAUCUGCAUCAAGUGCACCUCCGAAAUAUUCACACGCUUAUCUAUCUAUCUAUCUAUCUAUCUAUCUAUCUAUCUAUCUAUCUAUCUAUAUCUAUGUCUUUUGUCUACCUUAUAUAUCUUUCUCUGUUUUUUCCUCUCUAUCUAUCUAUCUAUCUAUCUAUCUAUCUAUCUAUCUACGUCUUUUCUUAUCUACCUAUAUGUAUAUUUUUCUCCGUCUAUUCGUAUGCACUUGUUUAUCUAUCUAUCUAUCUAUCUAUCUAUCUAUCUAUCUAUCUAUCUAUCUAUCUAUCUAUCUAUCUAUCUAUCUACGUCUUUUCUUGUCUACCUAUAAGUAUUUUUCUCCGUUUUUUCGUAUCUAUCUAUCUACGUCUUUUCUUAUCUACCUAUAUGUAUAUUUUUCUCCGUCUAUUCGUAUGCACUUGUUUAUCUAUCUAUCUAUCUAUCUAUCUAUCUAUCUAUCUAUCUAUUUACAGGAUGCGAUGGAUACAUUGUCGUCCAAAUCACGCAAAAAUGAAAAUAACACUGACACCUCAUUUUAA
Acanthosepion pharaonis is the source of this 648-nucleotide messenger RNA. Lineage: Eukaryota; Metazoa; Mollusca; Cephalopoda; Sepiida; Sepiidae. The record is from the annotation of a GenBank genome assembly.